This is a messenger RNA of Saccharomyces eubayanus, 276 nucleotides long. It is a transcript of the gene RSM19, whose product is annotated as mitochondrial 37S ribosomal protein uS19m. The record is from RefSeq and is a predicted model, not a curated record. The transcript has a single exon. Gene Ontology annotation, cellular component: ribosome; cytosolic small ribosomal subunit. Gene Ontology annotation, molecular function: RNA binding; structural constituent of ribosome. The coding region runs from base 1 to 276 and encodes 91 amino acids. Gene Ontology annotation, biological process: translation; ribosomal small subunit assembly. NCBI's taxonomy places the organism in Eukaryota, Fungi, Ascomycota, Saccharomycetes, Saccharomycetales, Saccharomycetaceae.
AUGCAUCCCGCGGCUAGACUGUUAUCACGGUCGGUGUGGAAGGGCCCCAACAUUGUGCCGCUCCCCAUCAGAGACGCAAUGGCUAAGGGCACCCCGAUAAGAACAAACGCAAGGGCCGCCACAAUCCUACCCCAAUUUGUUGGGCUCAAGUUCCAGAUCCACAACGGUAAGGAGUACGUGCCUGUGGAGGUGUCCGAAGACAUGGUGGGCCACAAGCUGGGUGAGUUCGCGCCCACUAGGAAGCGGUUCAGCUACACUCAAACCAAGAACAAAUGA